AUGGACGAUCAUAAAUUAUUUGUUGGUAAUAUGGCAGCACGUAUAACACAACGUGACCUUUGGAGAUUUUUUUCACCAUAUGGUCUUAUUGAUGAAUGUGCAAAAUUCCAUGAAUCAUAUGCAUUUGUACGUUUUGUUCAUGCUGAUGAUGCUCAAAAAGCACGUCAAGAAACACAUGGUGCAAUGCUAAAAGGUCGAAAACUUAAAGUUGAAUUUGCUGCUACUAUAAAUAAAACAAAUGCAAUAUCAUGGAAACAACAAAAAUAUUUAUACAUUCAACCACUUCGUCGACCUAGUAAUACACCAUUAUAUUAUUCACAACCUAUAACAUCACCAAUAAAAUCUCAUAAUCGAAUUAUUUCAAUUGAAUCAUCGAAUUAUGAAGAAUUUCUUACACCGGAUUUACUUCGUUUGGCUGGAAUACAAAAUUCAUCACCGGAUGAUGGUUAUGAAACAAACUCUUCACCGAUAUUGAAUAGUACUUGUGAAUCACGUUUUUUUCCAAUUUCAAUUAAUCGACAUAAUGUCUAUUCAAAUGCCAUAUGUAAACAAAAUAAUCGUCAACAUGAAGAUUUAAUGUCAUUAGAUUUUGCUCGCAUACGUUUAUUUUCCGAUGGAUCGUCUGGUUUUGGUGAUGAUUCAAAUUUGUUUAUUGAAUAA
Adineta steineri is the source of this 660-nucleotide messenger RNA. NCBI's taxonomy places the organism in Eukaryota, Metazoa, Rotifera, Eurotatoria, Adinetida, Adinetidae. The record is from the annotation of a GenBank genome assembly.